This is a messenger RNA of Aspergillus tanneri, 417 nucleotides long. RefSeq lists its product as uncharacterized. NCBI's taxonomy places the organism in Eukaryota, Fungi, Ascomycota, Eurotiomycetes, Eurotiales, Aspergillaceae. The record is from RefSeq and is a predicted model, not a curated record. The transcript has 3 exons. Bases 1 to 417 code for a protein of 138 amino acids.
AUGGAGGAGUGUUGGUAUAUGGCCAUGGGAUCUAGCACAGGUUUUAAAGCGCUUUACGAGAACCAGAAUUAUUCUUGGAUACCUUCAGCAGCUCACCACGAGAACUCCUUGCUUAAAAUCCAUGCCCAGGGCCUUGAAGAUACCUUGGAUGGUGGUGCUAUAUUCUACUCUCCAACAAACAUCCAGAGGUCUCGAGACCUCCAGGCAGAGAAGGAGGCAGCUGAGGCAGCUAAUAAAGCUUCAAAAGAGCAGGCAAAACUUCUUCGACAACAGGCCAAAGAAGAGAAACAGCGCCAGAAGGAAGAGAACAAGAGAAUAAAGGUAUUCGAGAGGCAACAGCGCCUGGAGAAGGAGGAGCGGAAAAAGCGUGAGAAAAAAGAGGCUUGCCUGGCCAAGAAGGCGGAGCAGCAGCUUUAA